CCACCAACAACAAGAACAACGAGAAACACAAGCUGAUAUCCGUCCUCUGAAACAUGAUGCUGCGACAUCUUCUGAGCAAUCUAACGUCGACGGAGGUCGUCAUACCGACGGAAGGCAUGGACUUUUCCUCCUCGGUGUCCUCCUUGUCCUCCUCCUUCCCGCCUCCGGCUAGUGGUUCGAGUAUGACCGCGGACCUGGAAACAGUGUCGAGCACGCCGCCAGCUUCACCGACCACCAGACCUGACUUACACAUCGACAAUGCAACUGGAUAUGGAUACGUUGCUGAACACGACGAGCUCGACUACAGUAUAUUAGCAGCCUUCUCCGAUAUGCAGACGGUGUUUCUAGCCUGCAUAUGCACCUUACUCCCGCUGAUAGUGGCACUAGGAAUUGCAUUUGGAGUCAGGCACGUUUGGAGGAAGUACCGCAACAGACGCCACUGUGACGGCGGCCUACCCUGGUACAGCGGAGUUUGUUCGAGGGAAGAUACUGUCGAGUCCUUGCAUCACCGACCCCACUCAGGAAGCACCAUUAUCCAACCUGCCACCAGAGUUCUGUCAGCCCAAGACCUGGUCAAUGGAAUUGACGGAAAUAGAUACAUCUGCGAGACAGAAGUGAUGGAGGAAGUUGCUCUGACCGGAAACACGGAGUAUACGUCACCAGGGAAUCACACGAGCAAAAACGCUAACGGAAACAUCAUUACUCUGACUCUGAAGAACAACCAUUUGAUCGUAGAAACGGAGGAAAGAGGGCUCACGAUGGAAGACACCAAUAAUCACAAGUACAACGACGGUGGAUGCUCGUUUAUCGUCGAGGUCCAACCCGAAUACCAGAGCGACGAAGCCGAUGCGAACAAGGGAUCGGCCGACGACGUCAGACCCACCGUCACCGAUCAGCAGGCUCUUGUCCACCGAGAAGAAGCUGCUGACGAUCAUAACAAUGCUGAUUUCGAGAACACGAAGAUCUUCGGGAGCACAAACACCGGCUUGUCCCAAUCCGACUUGUCGGUAUCGAGUCCUGGAUCAGCGAACCCGAGUUACUGUUACGGGAACCAGCUGGAGUACCAAUCAGGUCACUUUGGGUAUCCGGUCUACGCGGGUUACGAGACAGACGAUCCUACCAACAGGUCUGCCGGGGAAUUGGAGGGCGGCUCGAAGUGGGUGGAGUUCGAGAAAUCCCCGGACGUGGACAAGACUUUGGUUGACGAACCGAAGUCAACGAGCUUUGAUAAGAACGGGGAGUUCGAGGAGCACACCGUACAGACGAUACUGGAGAAACAAACCCACGUCGAGUGCUCGACGGACUCGACGAGCUCGUCGAUAGAGCACCAGGACUCGACGGACGCGAGCAACUCGACGGACACGGUUAAGUCGAACCCGAAUUUACAAGUGAACGGCUCGACCCCGAACAAGCUUGAGUUAAUGGAGCAAAAGGCGUUGUCGAUAGAGUUUUGCAGGCCGGAAACAACGAAGCCGGUUAUAACCGGGGCUCUCCUCAAGGAGGAUACCCAGGAGGACACCUUCCAGGAACAGCAGCGCAAGCUGGGGAACGGCACCCUGACACCCGACCACAAGAAGGAGGAACCACCGAAAGAACAUCGGGCCGAAAGUACCGCGACCUUCAUCCCCUCCCACAGACGAUCGGGGAGCAUACCACCCCGGCUGAUCGAGGAGAACCUGGAAUUGGAGAGGAAGAAGUCCCUCGAUAUAUAUAGCCAGAUAAAAACCACGACAAAGAACAUGCUGCCCGGUCUAAGUCCGAAGUUCGAAAUAUUGAAGAACGAGGUAAGUCCGAUCGAGGAGAAAAGAGAGAGUUAAUAUCAAGGUGGUGGUUGGAAAGGGCUGACCGCCCAUGGUGGCGGUGAUACGCGUAGUUCUUAAGGGUGGCGUUUUAGAGGUUUAGGUAGCCAGAAUAGCGGGUACGCGGUGAAACGCUCCUCUGCUCAGACAGAGACUAGACGCUCAAGAGCUGGGAGCGGAGUAACCCAAAAGGGAGCAAUCGAGGGAAUUCGGGACGAGUGGACCAGGUGGAAUGGGAGCUUUUUGAAAGGCCGCAGGUACCUCGCGUACGUCUAGGGUUUAACGACGCCGGGCGUUAAAUCUGCGGUUCGUCAUAACUCCGGCGAAAUCAGGUGAAACGUUAGGACGCGGUGCCACAGGGCACUAGAUUAGUCAAAUCUUGGGAAAAUGCAUUCAGCCAGCGACGAGCGGCGAAAGCACGGAGCUUUAAACUGGCCUCGACAAUGCAGCCUAAUGACCACCCUCCCUCCCUCCCUUCCUUUCUUCUUCUCUUCUUCUCUUCUUCUCUUCUUCUCUGAUUCUCUCAUUCUCUCGUCGAGGUAGUUCCACACACCCAGCCUUUUGCGGUAGCCUUGCGAGUCGGAAGAGUCUGUGGACACCGGCCAGAACAAUUGGCUGCUAACGAACCCGCCGCGCCCCGACAGCCAAGCUUUGGCCAUGUCGUCGUCUCGU
Messenger RNA from Diprion similis, 2471 nucleotides. RefSeq lists its product as uncharacterized. Lineage: Eukaryota; Metazoa; Arthropoda; Insecta; Hymenoptera; Diprionidae. The record is from RefSeq and is a predicted model, not a curated record. Bases 54 to 1817 code for a protein of 587 amino acids. The transcript has 7 exons.